AGGGAAUCAGCCCGGGCGUGAUUGAAAGCUUGUGCAUAGCUUGCCUUAGAGUCCGGUGGCACGCUCGAAAAGUCACAGAUGAUACCGGCAUCGGGAAUUAUCAUUUCUCCCGCAACCACACGCAUCGGCUGGGUUGGGGUUGGUAUUAUGGGCUGUUCCAUGGUGACCCAUCUCCUCAAUGCGGGGUACCAGUGCACAGUCUAUAACCGGACGCCGAGUAAGUGCCUUCCCGUUCAAGCCAAGGGUGCGGUAGUGGCAAGCUCCCCCCACGCAGUCGCUGCUGCCUCUGACGUUGUCUUCGUCAUCGUUGGGUUCCCUUCAGACGUUCGAAACGUCGUUUUGGGCACGGAGGGCAUUUUGAAAGGGUUGAAAGCUGGCGGUGUCCUGGUCGAUUGCACGACAAGCACACCCAGCCUGGCCCAAGAGAUAUACACCACAGGGCAGGCGCAAGGAGUGUCCACCGUGGACGCACCCGUCUCCGGGGGUGACGUAGGCGCCCGCAAUGCCGCCUUGUCAUUUAUGGUGGGGGGGGACAAACAGGUCGUCGACGGCCUGCACCCGUUGUGGACAUUAAUGGGCAAAAACAUGCGGUACAUGGGCGGGCCGGGAAAAGGACAGCACACCAAGAUGGUGAACCAGAUAUUGAUCGCCAAUACCAUGAUGGGUGUCUGCGAAGGGCUCAUGUACGCCGAGAAGGCGGGUCUGGACCUGACUGAGACGAUCAACGCCGUGGGUGCCGGCGCGGCGGGGAGCUUUAGCAUCAACAAUUUGGGGCCGCGUAUGGAGCCGCCUUGA
This is a messenger RNA of Nannochloropsis gaditana CCMP526, 795 nucleotides long. RefSeq names its product 3-hydroxyisobutyrate dehydrogenase (gene MMSB). Gene Ontology annotation, molecular function: NADP binding; oxidoreductase activity; NAD binding. Bases 79 to 795 code for a protein of 238 amino acids. The record is from RefSeq and is a predicted model, not a curated record. The transcript has 3 exons.